This is a messenger RNA of Eurypyga helias (sunbittern), 687 nucleotides long. Its product is annotated as YTH domain-containing family protein 2. The annotation marks the transcript as partial. The record is from RefSeq and is a predicted model, not a curated record. The transcript has a single exon. Lineage: Eukaryota; Metazoa; Chordata; Aves; Eurypygiformes; Eurypygidae. Gene Ontology annotation, biological process: mRNA destabilization. Gene Ontology annotation, molecular function: N6-methyladenosine-containing RNA reader activity; mRNA binding. Gene Ontology annotation, cellular component: cytoplasm.
CAGGCGGCUCAGCCCACCCGCUGGGUCGCCCCUCGUAAUCGCGGCAGCGGGUUCGGUCAAAACGGAGCGGACGGUAACGGAGUGGGACAGUCUCAGGCCGGUUCUGGUUCUGCUCCUUCGGAGCCGCACCCGGUCUUGGAGAAGUUGAGAUCCAUCAACAACUACAACCCCAAGGAUUUUGACUGGAACCCAAAACACGGCCGCGUUUUCAUCAUUAAGAGUUACUCUGAGGACGAUAUCCACCGUUCCAUUAAAUAUAACAUCUGGUGCAGUACAGAGCACGGCAACAAGAGACUGGAUGCCGCCUAUCGCUCCAUGAACGGGAAGGGCCCUGUUUACUUACUGUUCAGUGUCAACGGUAGCGGUCACUUCUGCGGAGUAGCAGAAAUGAAAUCUGCUGUGGACUAUAACACCUGUGCGGGGGUGUGGUCCCAGGACAAGUGGAAGGGACGUUUUGAUGUCAGGUGGAUUUUUGUGAAGGACGUUCCUAACAGCCAGCUGCGACACAUCCGCCUAGAGAACAACGAGAAUAAACCAGUGACCAACUCCAGGGACACUCAGGAGGUGCCUCUGGAAAAGGCUAAGCAGGUGUUGAAAAUCAUUGCCACCUACAAGCACACCACCUCCAUCUUUGAUGACUUCUCACACUAUGAGAAACGCCAAGAGGAGGAGGAAAAUGUUAAAAAG